Molecule: messenger RNA, 1054 nt
Organism: Vicugna pacos (alpaca)
Lineage: Eukaryota; Metazoa; Chordata; Mammalia; Artiodactyla; Camelidae
Source: RefSeq, a predicted model, not a curated record
GCUGGGUGCGGUGAGGGUGGGUAUAAAAGGGUCAGUAUAUAUUGAAAGGAUUAGAGAAAUAGAAGCCAGGAGAGUGAGAAGAAGGAGAGGAAGGAGGCGUAAACAGUGAGGACAAGAGAGAGACCAAAGCGGCAGGACAGAGAAAGAGAGAGGGAGAGAGAAAGGGAGAAAGGGUUCCAGGGUUGGAGGGGAGAAAGAGCGAGGGAGGCAGAGGGGAGAGCGAGGGAGGGAGGAAGGCGGCGAGAGAGGCGGGGGCCGAGAGAGGGUGGAAGGAGGGAGAAGGGCGGGGCACAGAGGCCUGAGCGAGGGACCAGACUCCAACUCUGACUUUUUCCGCCGCUCUCGACCAGGGAAUCUGGACUCAGCCCCCUUCUCUGCCAGGAUUCAGGCAUCUCACCGGCCCUGUGCCAACUUCUUGAAGUGACCAUCCUCUACAUUCCCACCCAGGCUUCCACCGCGGCCAUGUCGCUCCUCUUACUGGUGGUCUCUGCCCUUCACAUCCUUAUUCUCAUCCUGCUUUUUGUGGCCACUUUGGACAAGUCCUGGUGGACCCUCCCCGGGAAGGAGUCCCUGAAUCUCUGGUAUGACUGCACAUGGAACAAUGACAACAAAACGUGGGCCUGCAGUAACGUCAGCGAGAAUGGCUGGCUGAAGGCAGUGCAGAUCCUCAUGGUGCUUUCCCUCAUCCUCUGCUGUCUGUCCUUCAUCCUGUUCAUGUUCCAACUCUACACCAUGCGGCGAGGAGGGCUCUUCUACGCCACUGGCCUCUGCCAGCUUUGCACCAGCGUGGCAGUGUUUACCGGGGCGCUGAUCUACGCCAUUCACGCCAAGGAGAUCCUGGCAGAGCGCCCGUCGGGGGGCAGCUUCGGUUACUGCUUCGCCCUGGCCUGGGUGGCCUUCCCCCUCGCCCUGGCCAGCGGCAUUAUCUACAUUCACCUGCGGAAGCGGGAGUGAGGGCCGCGCGUCCCCUCACCUCCGCAGCCGGCUCCCAGCCCCGCAGCCUCUCCCCGAAGCCCCUGCCCUGGCUCCAGAAAAUAAAACCGUCUAACCGCCA